This is a messenger RNA of Suricata suricatta (meerkat), 750 nucleotides long. RefSeq names its product developmental pluripotency-associated protein 4-like. Gene Ontology annotation, biological process: system development. Gene Ontology annotation, cellular component: nucleus. Gene Ontology annotation, molecular function: chromatin binding. The record is from RefSeq and is a predicted model, not a curated record. Lineage: Eukaryota; Metazoa; Chordata; Mammalia; Carnivora; Herpestidae.
AUGCGCUGUGCCUUUGGCAGUGGCAGCACAAAUCCCUGCCAGCGCCAAGAGAAAAAAGUCCCUAUUCCUCCAUUACCUUCCACACUGCCACCAGCCAACCUGCUUCACAGAGACGUCCUGUGGGCCUGGUGCCAACAACUACAGCUGAGCACCAAAGGCCAGAAAUUAGAUGCAUACAAGCGGCUGUGUGAAUUUGCUUACCCUAAUCAAACGAAGAGCAUUCCCCUCACUGCAAAGGAGGCCAAGAUUCUCUCACCAUCACAAAAAAGAUCAAGGAUGGAAACAGGGGAAAUGUCUCUGGAAAAUUCCAUGAGAAAGAUCUCUUCUCAUGGAACCCAUCCUCCUGAGAUGGCUGCUUCCUCUGAGGGUGGGGUGCAGGCCCCUGUAGGGUCUGAUGCUCUGGAGGGAGUUGAAACUGUGGUUGUGACAACUUCAGCCCCAGAGGCUGUGUUUGCCUCCUGGUCCAAAAUUGCAGCCAGGGCUGGGAAGAUGGAGACGGUGGAAUCGCCACAGGACUCCUAUGGGGUCCGGUGGUGCGUGGUCCAUGGGAGAAGCUUGCCUGCAGACCCCGGGGGCUGGGUUCGCCUGCAGUUCCAUGCAGGGCAAGCCUGGGUACCUGAGAAACGGGGGAGAGUGUGUGCCCUCUUCCUACUACCUGCCUGCAAUUUUCCACCCCCACACCUAGAGGACAACAUGCUGUGCCCCAAAUGUGUACGGAGGAAUAAGGUGUUAAUGAAAAGCCUCCAAUGA